This is a messenger RNA of Amorphotheca resinae ATCC 22711, 453 nucleotides long. RefSeq lists its product as hypothetical. The coding region runs from base 1 to 453 and encodes 150 amino acids. NCBI's taxonomy places the organism in Eukaryota, Fungi, Ascomycota, Leotiomycetes, Helotiales, Amorphothecaceae. The record is from RefSeq and is a predicted model, not a curated record. The transcript has 2 exons.
AUGAGAGGUAUGAGAAGUAUUGGAGGUGGAGGAGGAGGUGGAAGUGGAAGUGCAGGAGGAGGCAGAGGAGGAGGCGGAGGGGAGAAGAAGGCGGAGGUCAAGUCAAGGGUUCAGGUUCAGGUGCAGGUCAAGAGGUGCGUUGUAUACGGUAUAAUUUCUGCUCGCUACGCACAGAAGCCACAGACUUUUUCCGGGGAAUUUACUGGUGGAAGAGCUUUUGCUCAGACCGGCCCGAUUGGGAAGGAGGGCAUUCCCGCAUCGCUGCUUCCGCCGUAUCGCUUGAUUCGCUUGAUUCGCUUGAUUCGCUCCAUUCGCUUCUCUUGGCAAGCGCCCGUCAUCGCGGGCCCCGUCGGCUAUUUCUCGCUUGCCGGUCCAAUCAGCACUCCUCCCCGCCCAAGCCACAAGCCACACAACCAUCGAACCCUCGUGUCUCGCAAUCGGCCGGCCCAGUGA